Molecule: messenger RNA, 2301 nt
Organism: Bacidia gigantensis
Lineage: Eukaryota; Fungi; Ascomycota; Lecanoromycetes; Lecanorales; Ramalinaceae
Exons: 1
Coding region: 1-2301 (766 amino acids)
Source: RefSeq, a predicted model, not a curated record
AUGAGUAAUUGUAUGAUGCAUCGUGCAAUGGAUUCUCCAUCGCUCAAGAAGAUGAAGGAUGCCGAGAGAUUGCGAGAAGGUACUUAUGCUUCUUCCGCUGAGAUUCCAGGCAGCAAUACUGCAACUCAUGACUUGGGGCUUACACUUCUCCCUGGGUCACAGAUACAGGCGGAUGAGCCAAGAUCCAAAACAUCGCAGAUCGACCGUGGCUUGAUCUCGAAUCUUGCAGAAGCCGCAGAACUUGGGAGGACAUUUAGUCAUGGAUUCAACAGUGUGCCGGAAAGCGCUGGUACCUGUGUUCCAGGGCACACCAUUUCGCAGCGCCUUCAUGAUCUCACACAUGGAAAGACGGAUACUGCUAUAUAUCGACUAGGGGAAGAGGAUCAGCAUCAGACUGACCUCUCUGAUGCUUCCGUGGCCAGAGCCUUGCAAUGCUCAAGCCAUACAGUCUCGCUUGUAGAAAGCGAUGCACCCCUUAUGAGGGAGGCUUCUGGUUCAAGUGUCAGGAAGGUUCCUGCCAUGACCAGCCACCUGUUUAUUGAUGAAAGUGAAACGGCGGGCCGUGGCAAAGUGGCUGGUAAUAAGCUGCCACGACGGCAUAUGAGUCAAUGCCAUGUUCCAAGCCCAGCGAGCUCUAAAGAAGCUCGCAAAUUUCGACGCUCUUUAAGUGAACCUCCGCAUUUGAACCGGCAGCAGAACCAGGAAAUCUUUUGGCAUCUCAAGGUUCGCGAAGCCAUCGACGCUUUGCAGCUGACUGCAGGAUCUCGGCCUACCCGCAGGAAGUGUCGUUCGUGGACUAAGCUCUAUCCCUCAAGUAGAAAAGCAAAAAUUCAACACUCCAGCCCCGUCGAAAAACUCAGCCCAUUGUCACCAAAAUCAACGACGCGGCCCAACACUCUUUCGCUCUCACAUCCUCUUCAUGACCAUUCACAAAAUCUUACCAAAGAUCUAAUGAGACAUUCUGAUCACUCAGCAAUGCUAGCAUCUAACUCAACCUCGCAUUUUGCGGGCGAAAACGCAACCGUCGACAACUCUUUCGCCCUGGUCAGCGUGCCUCAAAAUUGUAGUCAAGCAGAGGCCGGGCGAUCAUUACAGAAUUACAACACUUUUCAACCACUUGAUGGGGAUCAUUCGGAAAGGCCACAAUUUCUUCCAUUUCAACACGCAGAAACGUUUCUCUUACCAGACGAAGGCGGUGUACAUAAGAUCGACGGAGAGGAAAGCUCCGUUAGCCACGAUCACUCUUUCAGUGUCGCUUUUGACUAUCCUAUGGACCAGCCCGGCCACGAAGCACACACGGCCGCGCGAACGUCGAAUUCCGAUCUCCAAUUAGACUUCGCGUCUUCGUUCUGUGACCGAUUUCUUCAGGACGUCUCGACAGAAAGUUCCAUUGCACCAACAGUAGAAAAUCAAUUUUCCUCGAGCUUCGCUUCUCAGGCCUCCAUCCCUUUUCUCCAUACAGCAGGUGACAGUCAUCAACAGAAUGUGCUUGGUUCUAAGGCCCAAAUUGACAGCAAUCACUUCUCGAGCCCCGGAACACGCAAAUUAUCCAAAAGUCAACGUAAGCAAAGCUCUCUACUUCGACACGCAACUCCAUUGCCGGAAACAUCUGGAGAAAUUUCAUACGCAGAGCUGAAGGCGCUUUUCCAGCUAGAGCAACAAAAAUUUGUGGCGCUGGAACAUACUCAUCGGCGCCUUACAGGAUCUUGUCAGACUCUCAAAGAUGACCUCCGCGCUUUCAAGUCUUCACAUCAGAACGAAAUUACAGAGCUUAAGCGCAAGUUAAAGGAAGCCCAGAAGAACGCAAAAUUGUUUGAGAAAUUCAGGCAAUGUGUACUCGACACCAAGAGUGAAAGCGAUAUGUGGAGAAGCAAGGCUAUUGACAUCAAAAGCCAAUGCGACAAGUGGAAAAGCAAGGCUGAUGACAUGAGAAAUCAAAUAGCUUUGAUCGCGCAAGGUAAUGAAGUGAACAAGCAACAACAUUUUGAGCAUCAGUCAAAUCCUCGUGCUGUUUCGCAUCUGGUCACAGACAAUUCAGACCACACAUCAAAGGUCAUGACAAUGACAAAUCCAAGAAAUAUCCAUUUUAUGCACCAGACUGAAUUAGAGCAGACAGCUUUGAAUGGGUCUGGUGUUACGACAGCAGACAAUAACAAUGACUUUUUCACAACGAUGUCGGACCCUGAUCUGCCUUCGGCAACCUCAGAUUUCCAUAGCUACACGUCGGACACUGAUCUCUACGCCAUGCUCGAAGGGGCGAUCUCAAAGCUGGAUGAGGAGAGGGCGUCAUCAAAGGAUUGA